Messenger RNA from Mesocestoides corti, 234 nucleotides. Lineage: Eukaryota; Metazoa; Platyhelminthes; Cestoda; Cyclophyllidea; Mesocestoididae. The record is from the annotation of a GenBank genome assembly.
AUGGAGUUUGCGAAAAUGCAAUAUCGGGCAUUUCCAACCACAACCUCUCCAGGCUAUACUGAGGUUUGUCCGCGUGAUAUACAGAUCAACUUUCCUGUGGCCGCAGUAACUGGGUCAAUAAUUGGAAUAGCGAUUAUUGCCAUUUUCGUCGGGUUUGGGGGCUACAAGUUCCACAAGAAGAGGAAGCUGGAGAAGAGUUUGAAACUAGACGCAGCUGCAUCUGCUGCUUCAUAG